Molecule: messenger RNA, 1629 nt
Organism: Cadophora gregata
Lineage: Eukaryota; Fungi; Ascomycota; Leotiomycetes; Helotiales; Ploettnerulaceae
Exons: 1
Coding region: 1-1629 (542 amino acids)
Biological process (GO): transmembrane transport
Molecular function (GO): transmembrane transporter activity
Source: RefSeq, a predicted model, not a curated record
AUGGGCACUACACCGAGUGAUCAAAACUCUUCUGAGGUGGCUAUGUGCGACUCACAAGAUAAAACAGGGAAGAUUGUUCCUUACACAGCUUUUUCAGUUUCUUAUCGCUGGUAUCUAACCUACCUACUUGGCUUCCUUUGUCUUGCAUCUUCACUCACAGCCAACAUAUAUUUUCCACUUAUCAAUCUCCUUGCAGAGAACUACGAUACUUCUAUACAAGGAAUCAACCUCACGAUAACCCUCUACAUUGUCGUUCAGGGAAUCUCACCUUCCAUUUUCUCGCCGUUGUCAGAUCAAUGGGGUAGAAGACCAGUCUAUCUCUUGAGCUCUGCAAUAUACGCCAUUGGCUCUCUAGGUCUAGCUUUCAGCGGUCAUAGCUAUGUAGCCUUACUGUUGUUAAGAGCACUCCAGAGCAUGGGUGGUAGCGCCACGUUGUCACUUGCUUAUGCUGUUGUGGCCGACUUUGCUCCACAUUCGCAAAGAGGACGCUUUCUAAGCCCUAUGAUGACAGCCACCAACAUUGGGCCUUGUAUCGGACCAGUGAUUGGCGGAGGAGCCAUACUUGCCACCGGUAACGUGAGAUGGGCUUUUUGGACACUGGUCAUCUUCGGAUUUACUUCACUAGCGCUCAUUGGGUUCACAAUGCGCGAGACGAACCGGAACGUGGUGGGCAAUGGUGAAAUUGCGGCACAUGGAGUAUGGAGGGCUUGGUUUGAUACAUGGAAUUUGAAACGGCGGAGUAACAAUCGAAACCACGAAGAAGGGUCAAGAAAAUCGAAUCUGAACCAUUCGUCAUAUGCACAUGACGAGAAACACGGCGAUUCUCCAGUACUCAAUGGUCCAGUUUCUGGGAACGAAGCUUGCAACAACAAUGAAGAAGCCGGAAAUUUCAACAACGGCAAGACGGGGAAAGGAGUUUUCAAGUUUCCCAAUCCAUUCGCAUCCCUCAGAUUACUUUUAAUGAAGGAUGCCUUGACAGUCCUGUGUCUGGCAGCAUCCCCGUACGCUAGUUGGUAUACGAUCACAACCAGCAUACCUCUCAUAUAUGGAUCGGAAUACGGCUUCAACGAUCUUCUAGUUGGCUGCUGCUAUCUUACUGGAGGUGCCGGGAUUAUCUUGGGUGGAUUCGUGGCAGGGAGAAUGAUGGAUUGGAAUUACAAGUAUACUGCUAGGAAAGUUGGGAUCGAGAUCGACGAGGUUGUAGGAGAUGACCUCCAGAAUUUUCCGAUCGAACACGCUCGAUCACGGGGAUUCUAUACAAUCAUAUCAGCCUCAACUCUGGUGUUUGUUGGUUUUGGUUGGGCAGUACAAUAUCACGUCCACCCCGCCGUUCCCCUCUUGCUACAAUUCUACCUGGGCGCCAAAUGUACAGUUACACACCAGACUUACAGCGCUCUGUUAGUCGACAUAUUUCCAGCUAACGCUGGUGCGGCGGGAGCAUCCAACAACAUCUGUCGUUGUGCUUUAUCUGCUUUGGCUGUAGCGGUGCCGCAGCCGCUUGUUCAAAACAUUGGGCGAUCCUGGUACUUUACCCUGGUAGGGCUGCUGGACGGAGUGGGCUCUCUAGUCGGGAUUUAUGUGCUUCGAAGGUGGGGAGCAACUUGGAGGGCUGAAAGACAGAAUUUGUGA